This is a messenger RNA of Cyprinodon tularosa, 5439 nucleotides long. RefSeq names its product melanopsin-A-like. The record is from RefSeq and is a predicted model, not a curated record. The coding region runs from base 612 to 2282 and encodes 556 amino acids. Lineage: Eukaryota; Metazoa; Chordata; Actinopteri; Cyprinodontiformes; Cyprinodontidae. Gene Ontology annotation, biological process: G protein-coupled receptor signaling pathway. Gene Ontology annotation, cellular component: membrane. Gene Ontology annotation, molecular function: G protein-coupled receptor activity. The transcript has 9 exons.
GAAAGACAGAGUGAAUUGCAUCCCAGAGCAACAUGGGACAGUGGAGGAGAUGAACAGAUAAAAAGAGACGAGAGGUUGGAGCUUUGAAUACAGCUGGUGUGAUGACUGAUGGGGUCUCAGGCAAAAGAGGAGGGGACUGACAGUGACAUUGUGGAACAAGGGUGGGAUUUAUUGUGCUGGAAGAAAAUAAUUUCAUUUCACCCUGUAUCAACAGGAAAUACUUGAGAAUUACAGGUGGUAGACCAGCUUUCCAACUGCAGAGCAAAGACGGAAUAACAGUGGAUGGUGCAGCUUUGGAGAACAUGAGGAUAUUUAUCCCGCUCUUCAUAGAAUUACUGCCGUAACCAUGAUAGUGCAAAAAAGACCUAAGCUAACUUUUUGAGCUUGGACUCAUUUUCAUCCUCAGUUUUUAGGAAGUUACAGAUGAAUUAGAAUUGGAUCGUGUGGGACUGAAAAUAAUUUUUAUAUUCGAACUAAUGAAAAUCGAGAUAUCAAGAUGUUAUAUAUCACUAUCAUUUCAAAAGCUGUGGAGGCCCAACACUGGCAGAAAGAAUGGGAUUACCAACUGAUAUAUACAGCGAGGUUGGAAAUCCUACCAAGGUGUUUGAAUCAUGUGGUUGACUGAGAGCAUGGAGCCAGAGGAAGCACACAGCAAGAGAAGCUUGUUCAGCAAGGUAGAUGUGCCUGACCAUGUUCACUAUGUCGUUGCUUUCUUCGUAUUCGUUAUUGGGGCACUUGGCAUCACUGGGAAUGCCCUGGUGUUGUUUGCUUUCUGCAGCAACAGGAAGCUCCGUAAACUGCCAAACUACUUCAUCAUGAAUUUGGCAGUGAGUGAUUUCCUCAUGGCUUUCACACAGUCUCCCAUCUUCUUCAUUAACUGCCUCUACAAAGAAUGGAUUUUUGGUGACACGGGCUGUAAGAUCUAUGCUUUCUGUGGUGCCCUUUUUGGCAUCUCUUCCAUGAUAAACCUUUUGGCCAUCUCAAUGGAACGAUAUCUGGUCAUCACCAAACCACUACAGACCAUGCGUUGGGGUUCCAAACGGAGAACGAUUUUUGCCAUCUCUCUCGUGUGGUUUUAUUCUUUGGCUUGGAGUUUGGCUCCUCUUGUUGGCUGGAGCUCCUAUAUCCCAGAGGGCCUGUUGACAUCUUGCACAUGGGAUUAUGUUACAUAUACAACAGCUAACAGGAGUUACACCAUGAUGCUCUGCUGUUUUGUCUUCUUUAUUCCACUCGGGAUCAUCUUUUACUGCUAUCUUCGAAUGUUUCUAUCUAUACGAAAGACUAGCAGGGAGGUCGAACGUUUGGGCACUCAGGUCAGAAAAACAGCUCUUAUCCAACAGAAAUCCAUCAGGAGUGAGUGGAAAUUGGCAAAGAUUGCCUUUGUUGUCAUUGUGGUGUAUGUCCUCUCCUGGUCACCCUACGCCUGUGUAACAUUGAUUUCCUGGGCUGGCUAUGCCAAUAUUUUGUCUCCAUACUCCAAGGCUGUUCCUGCAAUCAUUGCAAAGGCCUCAACAAUUUAUAAUCCAAUUAUCUACGCCAUCAUUCACAACAAAUACAGGAUGACUCUUGCAGAAAAAGUACCAUGCCUGUGGUUUUUGUCUCCGGCUCCCAGAAAGGAAUGCCUGUCCUACUCCAUCAGUGAGUCCUCUCUCAGGGACUCCAUCAUCAGUAGACAGUCCAACACUUCCCGGACUCAUUUUAUUAAUGCUUCACCAAACCGCAUUGAUAUGAUGUUGAAGGAUGUAGAAAUGGAAUAUCUUGGGAGGCAGUCGGGAGGCUCCUUUAAAAGCAUGUCAUCAUACAGGUCGUCAUAUAGAGGCAGAUCCAGUAAGAGGCCAUCUGAGCCCCAGAUGAUCAACAACUGCACAUCAAAGAAGCAACAAACUACUAAGAUUGACCCACUGAGCACCCAUGACCAUGGCCUGGUUUCCAGCUCUCUGAGCAUCACCACAUUACCUUUACUUGUUCUUACCAGGAGACGCAGUGAGAGCCUAACAGAUGGGACUUUACACACAUACAAUGACAAAAGUGACAUAGAGCGGCUGCAAGGCCAGAAGAGCAGCUCUUUUGAUUCUCUGAAUCUUGGGAAAAAGCCCAUUACUGACCCCAAGUUGCCUCAGAGUGUUCCUCGCAUAAUUGUCAUCAGUCCGAGUUCUGAAAGCAGCAUCAUCCACCAUGAUGGCGUCCGUUUAGAAGACAGCAUUGAAGCAAUGGAAAACAAUGUUUUUGUAAGUCUAAACUUCUCAACAGAAGUAUUUGAGGCAGUGAAACUACUCUCUUGACCACAUGGAAGUAUACAUGUUCAACUUUGGACUAAAAGACAAUCAAAUGGACAGAGGUAAACUUCUAGGUCUUUUUUGAUGUUGCGCUGAAGUUUUCUGACUGUCCCCUUUACCACAGCAACUAUAGAGUAGAAGAAACUGAAAUAAAACGACAUAAACAGUUUUUAGCACAAUGCAAUCUUUGGCUGGGAAAGAUGAACCUGAAAAGGACAACUUUUUAUUUUUGAGUUCCCACAAAACAGAGCACUGAAAAUAGAGUUUUCUACGCUUAAUAUGCCACUUGAAAUGUUUCCUCUGUUGAAUUGAAAUGAUUUAGAUUUAAAAGUCCUUAGAAUAUUCUCCCUAAGCUAUUCAUAAAAUCUAAGAAUAUAUAACGAAGACCCUAGAAAACAAAAGUGGGGGUGCAAUAAAAGCAUAUGAUUUUCGUUCACUAUUGCACCUUUAAAUCAGUGAGAAACUGAAGAAAAACCAAACCAAUUGCAUGUUAACAUGUGCCUAAAAUUAAGAUAUUCAUUUUUAAUGUUGUUACAAAAGAGCCACAUUUACCAGAUUUGUACUGGCAACAAUUCAGCAAUGUAAUGAAAAGUGAAGCAGUUCAAACCCUCAGGAAAGGAAGGAUAUCUUCUAUAAAACCUGACAUUUCUAUUAAUCACUCAUCCAUUCUGAUAGAACUAUCCUAUGACAUUUAAUAAUCAUACAAGUUAAACAGCAUUUAGCAAAACCAGAGGAUUAGCUGGAGGUUUCCUUCUAUUAAACUUGCUGCAAAGUUAAAUCAUUAUAUUAUGUUUGCUUCAUGCUGGUUCAGGAGGAGCAAUGGCUUCUCUCAGUAACUGGUAGCAAUCAGGUGGAUUUUCCUUAAAUAGAAAACUUUUAAACAAUUCACAUAGAUAUCACAGUAAAAACCUCUUAUUCAUUUCUGUUAACAUUUAUGUUUAAAGCAAUUGGUAUAUGCUAUAAAACAAGCACUAAACAUAAUUUUGAAAUUUAUAAAUGUUGACCUACACAAGACUGCUGGCACCCUCCAAAAGCAAUAUAAGAACAAGAGUUCCUUUGUUAAAGAGGCUUGGAUUUUCCAAGAUGUGUUUUUAAAUAUAUUUCUGGAAAUUGGAGUUGAAGGCAAAGUUGUUGCAGAAAAUAUGUAAUCUGAUUUAAAUGAUUGAUAUGAUUGUUAAGAAAAGUUGAUUUAAUGGUGCAAUGUCCUUAUUUUUGCUAUGAGAUCAUUUGUGAUCAGUUGAGAGGCUUUUUAAAUGAUGUUUCCACUGUCCAUAAUGAUUUGGGAAAAGUUUAUUUUGACCAAUGUUGGUCAGCUUUGUUUUCUCAUGCCCUAAUGGCUUGAUAUACAUUUUUUCUAUCCACUAUAGAGAAUUUUAUGCUUUUAUUUGCUGACUAGCUUUAUGUAAAUGCUGAUUUGAUUUCCAGUAUUGAUACUUGAACUGAAAAAAAUUAUGCAACCGCUUUUGGCAUUUACUUAAUGAUAUUUAGUCACUAGUUUUAUGUCCUACCCUGCUAACAUGAAACAAUUGUGUUAAAGUAACUAAAUAUGAUGCCAAAAAUGGUUGCAUUAUUUUUGUCAAUGUGUCCUCACUGCCAAAUGUUGGUUUACGGGCCAUGCUUCUGCUUGAUUAACCUACAAACAAGGUCUAAACUAAAUCCAUAUUGAACAAAUAGAAUAUUUUGAGGAAGACAAAAUACAUCAGAUCCAACAAUGGAAAUUAGCUGUAGGUAGUUAUUACAGCAUAACAACCUGGGUUUUCUAAACACCUCAAAAGAACCACAGGCUUUUCACGUCCAUACCGCAAUGCAGUUAUUCAUGCAAAACAAGCCAAAAGCUAGUAUUUAGUUAAUAUUAUGGUAUCGAUUAUGAACAGAUUUUUGGUAGGAUAACAUUUCUGUAUCAAAGAUCCUUUUUUGGGGGGUUUUGUCUUCUUCACAUCAUAAUAAAACAGCAAAAGCAGCAACCACACUAUGUAAAACUACAAAAUGGAAGUAAGGAGAUAAGGGUGUAAGGAGUUGAUAACAAAAAGUAUAAUAAAGUUAUUUUAGCAUUAUUCAUUAUUUAAACCAAUAAACACAUGAACAUACAGUAUAUCAACUUGGUUUUCAGAAUUUGUAUUAUAUGUAGUAAUAAGGGUGACAUUUUUUGAAAAAUAAAGUAACUUUUUAAGGAAUUUAAAAUGUGUUCUACUAAACAUUUAUAUCAUCUACUAUUUUAUUUUAAUUUUUUUGGUUUCCUUUUACAAUUUCUUGGUUUUUGGUUGGAGAGCAAUUGGAAGCCAAAACCAUUAAAGCUCAUGUGCACUUUUGCAUUUUAAGAGUAUUAAUAGUUGUGUGAAAUGUUUGCUAAAUGUUAACAGUUCUAUGGAUUCUAUCACUAAAGGUAACUUGUAAAAGGUAUGACAAGAAUGUUUUCCUGAAAGAAAAUGUUUUCCAGUCUGAAUUGUGCAGCUUUUAGCCAUGUUAUAAACUUAAACCAAUAUUGCAUGAUAUCCAUCUGUUACCAGUUCAACCUAAUUCUAACAAGAGAUUAAAAUCCAACAUUGAGUGCAUAAAAACAUUCAUAACUGUUGAGGGGAUCGUGGUUACCCAUUACCCUUUUUGAAACAAUUUAACAAAGUAAAUAGAUAAAAACAACUGAGGUUUUUACAGAGGUUUGCAUUUGUAACAAAUAAUGUAUAUUUGUAUAGAUCAUCUAUAUUCAACAAACUGCUUUAUCUAGUAUUCCAUCUAGCUCAUGCCGGUAUCAAUGUCGACCGCAGCUUUUUUUCGUCAGUGUCUGUAGAUAUGAAGCCAGGAGAUGUAAUACUCGUUGAUAAUGUAAAGAGUAGCUAUAUUUAUGGAAAGAAAUGCUGUCCUACCUUGCAUAGUUUGCACGUUUUCUUCAUAUCAUUGUCACUGUUGCUCUCAGAAAUAGUUAUGUGUCAUUUUCUUAGUGUUUAUUCUUUAAAUUGACUUUUCCCUUGUUCUUUUGGUAAUUUGUUAUAGAUAGGUUGUGUAAAGGUUUAAGCAUCAGACUGAUUGUGCUGUAUGUUCUGCUGUUUAUCUCAAGCUUUCCUAUUCUUGGUACAACAAUAUAUAUCUAUAUUGUUUAAAUAGGAACAACAUAAGAGUUUUAUGAACCCUAUGAAAGUUUUUUUUAAAUAAAAGAUGUAUGUGAUUA